This is a messenger RNA of Mandrillus leucophaeus (drill), 3720 nucleotides long. RefSeq names its product SHC (Src homology 2 domain containing) transforming protein 1 (gene SHC1). The transcript has 12 exons. NCBI's taxonomy places the organism in Eukaryota, Metazoa, Chordata, Mammalia, Primates, Cercopithecidae. Gene Ontology annotation, biological process: intracellular signal transduction; cell surface receptor protein tyrosine kinase signaling pathway. The record is from RefSeq and is a predicted model, not a curated record. Bases 594 to 2372 code for a protein of 592 amino acids. Gene Ontology annotation, molecular function: receptor tyrosine kinase binding. Gene Ontology annotation, cellular component: plasma membrane.
CACCCGCAGCUGCCUCUGUUUCCUCCCUCAUUCCCCUCUACUCUAGCCUGGCUUCCUGCCCCCUUUGGCCUGCCUGUGUCGGGUUUCGAGUGACCCAGACCUCCUAUCUCCUUUCUUUCCGUCCAACUCCUCCAUGCUUCCCUCCCACCCCCACUUUCCUUCUCCCCAGAUUACUAGUUGUUUGUGUAGGGCAGGGGAGAGGAGCUUGGAUAGCCCUACCCCCUGCUCCAGUCCGAGGUUGGGGCGGGGUGGGGGCUCAGCCCCUCUGAGCCUGUGAGUCAGCACUGUCCUCGUGAUUGGUCUCUCCCUUUAGCUCUCCGCCCCUGGGGAGGAGCCAGGCAGCUCUGGGUCCAGCCUGUUCUCUUCUCAGCCAGAGAAGAGGCUCCACGUUGGGCGGGGAUGGGGCCCGAAACUGUCUGGGUCUGAGCUGGGGAGCGGAAGCCACUUGUCCCUCUCCCUCCCCAGGACUUCUGUGACUCCUGGGCCACAGAGGUCCGACCAGGCUAAGGGCCUGGGGAUACCCCCUGCCUGGCCCCCUUGCCCAAACUGGCAGGGGGGCCAGGCCGGGCAGCAGCCCCUCUCUCACCUCAGCUAUGGAUCUCCUGCCCCCCAAGCCCAAGUACAAUCCACUCCGGAAUGAGUCUCUGUCAUCGCUGGAGGAGGGGGCUUCAGGGUCCACCCCCCCGGAGGAGCUGCCUUCCCCAUCAGCUUCAUCCCUGGGGCCCAUCCUGCCUCCUCUGCCUGGGGACGAUAGUCCCACUACUCUGUGCUCCUUCUUCCCCCGGAUGAGCAACCUGAGGCUGGCCAACCCGGCUGGGGGGCGCCCAGGGUCUAAGGGGGAGCCAGGAAGGGCAGCCGAUGAUGGGGAGGGGAUCGUAGGGGCAGCCAUGCCAGACUCAGGCCCCCUACCCCUCCUCCAGGACAUGAACAAGCUGAGUGGAGGCGGCGGGCGCAGGACUCGGGUGGAAGGGGGCCAGCUGGGGGGCGAGGAGUGGACCCGCCACGGGAGCUUUGUCAAUAAGCCCACGCGGGGCUGGCUGCAUCCCAACGACAAAGUCAUGGGACCCGGGGUUUCCUACUUGGUUCGGUACAUGGGCUGUGUGGAGGUCCUUCAGUCAAUGCGUGCCCUGGACUUCAACACCCGGACUCAGGUUACCAGGGAGGCCAUCAGUCUGGUGUGUGAGGCUGUGCCGGGUGCUAAGGGGGCGACAAGGAGGAGAAAGCCCUGUAGCCGCCCGCUCAGCUCUAUCCUGGGGAGGAGUAACCUGAAAUUUGCUGGAAUGCCAAUCACUCUCACCGUCUCCACCAGCAGCCUCAACCUCAUGGCCGCAGACUGCAAACAGAUCAUCGCCAACCACCACAUGCAAUCUAUCUCAUUUGCAUCCGGCGGGGAUCCGGACACAGCCGAGUAUGUCGCCUACGUUGCCAAAGACCCUGUGAAUCAGAGAGCCUGCCACAUUCUGGAGUGUCCCGAAGGGCUUGCCCAGGAUGUCAUCAGCACCAUUGGCCAGGCCUUUGAGUUGCGCUUCAAACAAUACCUCAGGAACCCACCCAAACUGGUCACCCCUCAUGACAGCUACACCUUCACUGUCCUGUCCCUCAGGAUGGCUGGCUUUGAUGGCUCAGCAUGGGAUGAGGAGGAGGAAGAGCCACCUGACCAUCAGUACUAUAAUGACUUCCCGGGGAAGGAACCCCCCCUGGGGGGGGUGGUAGACAUGAGGCUUCGGGAAGGAGCUGCUCCAGGGGCUGCUCGAUCCACUGCACCCAGUGCCCAGACCCCUAGCCACUUGGGAGCUACACUGCCUGUAGGACAGCCUGUUGGGGGAGAUCCAGAAGUCCGAAAACAGAUGCCACCUCCACCACCCUGUCCAGGCAGAGAGCUCUUUGACGAUCCCUCCUACGUCAACGUCCAGAACCUAGACAAGGUCCGGCAAGCAGUGGGUGGUGCUGGGCUCCCCAAUCCUGCUGUCAAUGGCAGUGCACCCCGUGACCUGUUUGAUAUGAAGCCCUUUGAAGAUGCUCUUCGGGUGCCUCCACCUCCCCAGUCAGUGUCCAUGGCUGAGCAGCUCCGAGGGGAGCCCUGGUUCCAUGGGAAGCUGAGUCGGCGGGAGGCUGAGGCACUGCUGCAGCUCAACGGGGACUUCCUGGUGCGGGAGAGCACGACCACACCUGGCCAGUAUGUGCUCACUGGCUUGCAGAGUGGGCAGCCCAAGCAUCUGCUACUGGUGGACCCUGAGGGUGUGGUUCGGACUAAGGAUCACCGCUUUGAGAGUGUCAGUCACCUCAUCAGCUACCAUAUGGACAAUCACUUGCCCAUCAUCUCUGCGGGCAGCGAACUGUGUCUACAGCAACCUGUGGAGCGGAAACUGUGAUCUGCCCCAGAGCUCUCUUCCAGAAGAUGCCCUCCAAUCCCUUCCACCCUAUUCCCUAACUCUUGGGACCUCAUUUGGGAGUGUUCUGUGGGCUUGGCCUUGUGUCAGAGCUGGGAGUAGUGUGGACUCUGGGUUUCAUAUCCAGCUGAGUGAGGGUUUGAGGGUUUGAGUCAGAAGCCUGGGGGAGAAUCCUGCCUCUCCCCAAACAUUGAUCACCAAAGUAUUAAUGUACAGAGUGGCCCUUCACCUGGGCCUUUCCUGUGCCAACCUGAUGCCCCUUCCCCAAGAAAGUGAGUGUUUGUCAUGGAAAAUGUCCUGUGGUGACAGGCCCAGUGGAACAGUCACCCUUUUGGGCAAGGGGGAACAAAUCACACUUCUGGGCUUCAGGGUAUCCCAGACCCUUCUCAACACCCCCACCCCACCAUGUUUAAACUUUGUGCCUUUGACCAUCUCUUAGGUCUGAUGAUAUUUUAUGCAGAGUUCUUGGGCCCCUGAGUUCAAUGACAGGGAUGCCAACACCUUCUUGGCUUCUGGGACCUGUCUUCUUGCUCAGCACUCUUUCCGGUUUGGGUUGGGAUAAUAGAGGCAGGAGUGGCAGCUGCCCCCUCUCCCUGGGGAUAUGCAACCCUUAGAGAUUGCCCCAGAGCCCCCCUCCCGGCCAGGGGGGAGAUGGAUCCCUCCCUUGCUCAGUGCCUCCUGGCCGGGGCCCCUCACCCCAAGGGGUCUGUAUAUACAUUUCAUAAGGCCUGCCCUCCCAUGUUGCAUGCCUAUUGUACUCUACAGCCAAAGUGUAGCCCUCCCUGGAGCCUCUGCCCUGCCUCCCUUUCUGGCAGGGUGGGGUAGGGGUGACUGAAUUUGGGCCUCUUGUACAGUUCACUCUCCCAGGUGGAUUUUGUGGAGGUGGGAAAAAGGGCAUUGAGACUCUAAAGCAGUAGACAAUCCCCAAAAAUACCAUCUGUAGAGUUGGAACUGCAUUCUUUUAAAGUUUUAUAUGCAUAUAUUUUAGGGCUGUAGACUUACUUUCCUAUUUUGUUUUCCAUGGCUUAUUCUCGAGCACAAAAUGGUAAUCAAUUAUUACAUUUAUACAUCACCUUUUUGACUUUUCCAAGCCCUUUUACAGCUGUUGGCAUUUUCCUCGCCCAGGCCUGUGAGGUAACUGGGAUCGCACCUUUUAUACCAGACCUGAGGCAGAUGAAAUUUAUUUCCAUCUAGGACUAGAAAAACUUGGGUCUCUUACCGCGAGACUGAGAGGCAGAAGUCAGCUCGAAUGCCUGUCAGUUUCAUGGAGGGGAAACGCAAAACCUGCAGUUCCUGAGUACCUUCUACAGGCCCGGCCCAGCCUAGGCCC